AUGCCACAGCAACCAUUCGAUGCCAACCAAUGGCUUGAUGACAAUAUUAUCAUUGAUAAUCCGCCAAAUUCAAGUCCUCAUAUUCAGAUCACCUAUCCUCUCCCUUCUUUGGCAUCGAGGCCGGUCUUCACUAGUCUACCUUUCAGAUCAAGACAAAUGACUCCCGUUCAAGAUCUCACAUUACUACUGGCCCCCAUCGGAGGCUUGCGUCAACCUCAUUUCCCUCUUAGUCUACUAGUACCAGUCCCUACUGACGUUGGCAAUGUUCGCCCGACUGAUCAGUUGUACCAAGACACAAUGUUGAAAAUGUGUUCAGACUCUCUUCACCCUCGACGAUGCUACAAUCCUCACAAGUGCAUCCCAUCUGGCAAAAUUCACAAGUGUAUCAAGUGGCCUGAGCAUGGAUGCAACCAACCUUUUCUCCAUUAUCUCUGGGUUCAUGUCCUACCAGGAUGCCCCAACAAAAACCCCAAGGAUGAUCAGAAGGAUUGUGGACACAAACACAUCACCAAGGGAGGGAUACCACAGUAUAGUUGCUUUCAAUUGGUGACUGUUGCCCAUAUCAAGUCAACAUGCAAGAAGAUCCAGUUGACGGGAUUCUGCUGGAAACACGACGGCUUCGAGCCAACCGAGGAAGAAAAAGUCCAGCAGGAAGAAUUGGACGCCGAGAAUGAGAGAAAGGGCAUCAUUGAGCUUCCUGGAUGCAAGUAUGGACAUGACAUGCGUGUGGUUCGUAUGGAAAUCCUGCAAGAGAAGAAUCGACUGUCAGCGGAGAGGUCAGUGGCAUCCGGGAAUGUGAUUAAGGGAGGAUCCAUGAUUCGAGGUAAUGCUGAAGCCAUGUCAGUGGCGAGAUGUAUGUGA
Exophiala bonariae is the source of this 861-nucleotide messenger RNA. RefSeq lists its product as uncharacterized. The coding region runs from base 1 to 861 and encodes 286 amino acids. The transcript has a single exon. NCBI's taxonomy places the organism in Eukaryota, Fungi, Ascomycota, Eurotiomycetes, Chaetothyriales, Herpotrichiellaceae. The record is from RefSeq and is a predicted model, not a curated record.